AUGUCUGCUGCUCAUCACGCUGCUGUUGAAGUCAUGCUGACACUUCCGGCUGCAACUAAGGAUAUUGGUGAGCACUUAUCACAACAACACGCUGUAGCAAAGACUAGAAACAGAGAGGCUUUCUAUCACAUUUUACGAUCGGUCAAGUAUUUGAGUAGGCAAGGCCUAGCUUUGAGAGGACACGGAGAUGACACUGAUGGCAACCUGACACAGUUACUCAAGACGAAAGAUGAAACUGAUCAUAAUUUAGCUGCAUGGUUGGAGAGGAAGGAUAACACAUACAUGAGCUCCAUUGUUCAGAACGAAAUUCUCAAAGUAAUGGGAUUGAACCUGCUGAGGAAACUUGCUUCAGAGUUUCAUAAGUCUUCGUUCGUGACCGUAAUGGCAGAUGAAACUAGAGAUGCAUCUAACACAGAACAGGUGGUUUUGGUUACUGAAUGCUUUGAAGUUCACGAGGAGUUUGUAGGCAUGUAUCAAGUACCAUGUACCGAUGCUGAGACUCUUACAGCAGUAAUCAGUGAUGUUUUUACAAGAAUGAACUUGAAUUUCAAGAAAUUGCGAGGCCAAUGCUAUGAUGGGGCAAGUGCAAUGAGUGGCAUUAAAAGUGGCGUCGCUGAGCGAAUACGCAAAAUAGAACCUAGAGCACUCUUUACCCAUUGUUAUGGCCAUUCUCUCAGCCUUGCUGCUAGUGACAUGAUAAAGCAGGUGAAGUUGUUGAAGCACUCACUAGGAGUUACCCAUGAGAUAACUAAACUCAUCAAGUAUUCUCCACGUCCGGAGGGAAUAUUCCAAAGAUUGAAAGAGAAUCUUCCAAGCUACUCAAAGACUGGGAUAAGAGUUCUUUGUCCUACAAGAUGGACUGUCAGAGCUGAUUCCCUUGCCAGCAUAAUCGAUAAUUACGUGGUUCUACUUAGCACGUGGCAGGUAUCCUUAGAAAUUGUUCAUGAUACCGCAAUGAAGGCCAGAAUACAUGGUGUGCAGGCACAGAUGAAGACAGUUCAGUUUUCUACGGAGCUGUUCUUGAGGAGAAAUUGUUGA
Messenger RNA from Corticium candelabrum, 1038 nucleotides. RefSeq names its product zinc finger MYM-type protein 1-like. Bases 1 to 1038 code for a protein of 345 amino acids. Lineage: Eukaryota; Metazoa; Porifera; Homoscleromorpha; Homosclerophorida; Plakinidae. The record is from RefSeq and is a predicted model, not a curated record. The transcript has a single exon.